CGUGCUUUCAGGGUUAUCCGCCCUAUUCGGCUCAUGUGUUCCUUGUCCGCUGAUGUAGUUCCCUAUGGGAACAGUGAGGGUGAACAAGCGCAUCGCCAAUUGCAUCCGUGACCUCAACGACGGGGGCUUCUUUCAGACGCCCCUUCGCUUGGGCGUCGUGGCCAGAAGCUUGGCCAAGCUUGAUGUGGAGAACGCCUUGCAAGUGCUGCAAGGGGUGGCGGAUGCUGCCUCCUCAGACCCGUCCACACACGAGAACCCAACAGCAAAGGUCUUGUUGGAGGCCUCAUGGCUGGCAGGUGUCGAUUUGACGGAGGCCCAGGAACCGCAACUUCAGUCGCCUGAAGGCACUGCGGCGACCUGCCCGAACUCCGCAGAACUGCCGAGUUCACGCGAAGCCACGACGGCGGACACCGCAAUCGAGGCAGAAGAGUUCUGGCCAGAAGAUGAUGAACAGGAAGAGGCGGACGAGUUUUGGCCAGAAGAUGAUGAACAGGAAGAGGAUCCGGCAAAGUUGUGUGAAGGCAAGGUAUCCAGUCCGCAAGUGCUCCCACCAUGGGCACAGCAGGUAGAGAAGAGAGAGAAAGAGGACGACAAACUGGAUCAGGAGGUGGGAAGUGUUGCUUGCAUCUUGGUGACUGGAUGCGCCCACACGACGGUGGCGCACAUCGUCCGCGGCACAUUCACCGUCAAUGGGCAGAAUCAUGCGCGGCCAACCUACAAGAAGGAUACCAAAGUGAACGGCUUGGACGUGCAGCUCUACUACUGGGAUGGCAGCGAUGAUCCGGCAUUUUGCGGCUGGUGGUUUGGUGCUAAGGUGGGCGGCAAUGACGUUUGGGCCUACGCCGCGUCCAGUACCUUGACGCCGCCGAAGACUGGAUGGAGAGUCCCGAGCGACGGUCCGGUGGACAGCAGUUUCCUCCUCUCAGCCACGGACCGUGUCGGUCAGCGCUCCGGGCGGGCACGGCGACCGGAAGAAUCCAGUUGGAUCCGCGGCUCGGUGCGCGUCUCGAUGCAGCGGGUCAAGCAACGAAGGCGUAGCAGGAGCUCCCAUCAAUCCCGCUCGAAGGCAGACAAAAGAAAAAGAGAGCAAGAAGACGAACCAACGAAUCCGGAGGAUGUGGCCAAGUUGCGAGGAGGCACAGCCGCAUCUAGUUCACCAAAGACGCCUACGAUCGCGACCUGUGCAGCUGCUGCACCAGUGGUGCCUGACCAGGACAAAGAGCAGGAGUUGAAGGAAAGCUCCAGAGAGGAUGAAGUCGGCCAGUCAGCCAUGCUGGACGUGGAGCGGUCGGAGUGCACCGCUUCUCCACCGAAGCCGGACACCGAGCCCGUGCCUGAAGCGAUCGUGCCAGCUGCAACGCCUAAAGCAACGGCUGAUCCAGACGACUCCAGAUCCAAGGACCUCGCCGAAGGUCGCGGUUCUCGAAGGUCGCGGAGCUCAAGCAGCAGUUCAUAUUCCUACGAGUACAGCAGCUCCAGCAGUCGAUCGCGCUCCAGGACAGUGCAAAGGGUGAAGGUGAAGGCGGAGAGCACAGACGAAAUACCAAAGGCAGCUCCACCAAGAGAACAAAGGUGUUUGACGAGUGAUGCCGAGAAAGGGCUUACGAUUGGUCAGAUGGUCGACAAGCAGAUUGCAGACUUGCAAGAUAAGGUCACACGUCUUGAGCAGGCACUUUGCAGUGAAAGGGGCCUGCGGGAAGCAGCUGAUCAAAAGUUUAGAGACGCUGUCCAAUCUUUAGAAGGCAAAGCAGGAGAAUGUCAAAGCCUCCAGCGUGUUCUGGCCAGCGAGCGAGAGAAGCUCCAAGCAGCGCAGAAGCAGGUGGAGGCUGGACACGAGAAGCUUCACGCUGCCGAGAAGAAGGUUGAAGCUGGAGAAGAGAAGCUUCAUGCUACUGAGAAGCAGAUUGAGGUUGAGCGAGAGAAACUGAAGUCGGCUGAAAGGGAGAUUGAGCAGCUGACCUCGCGAUUGGCAGAGCAAAGGCGUAUUUCCAGCAUGGCCAGCAGUUGUGGUGCAUGCUGGCAAUAUGAAGAGAACGGAUGCUGGCACGCUGUACCGCCUGAAGCGAAUGAUCAGAUGCAUCAGGCCUAUUUGGCCUACCUUCGUGAUCCAAGCUCGGGCAAUCGUUGCAGGACCAUCAAUUCAGCAGGGGUCGCCCGUGAAGUUGAUUUCGAGCUGAUGCAGCAAAAGCGAGGUGACACCAACAAAGUUCGCCAGAUUCGGAUUUUGCCCGACGUGCCAAAGCAGUGGGUCUCCACCCCUGCUUGCUUGUUGCAACAGACGGAUGAGCUUCGACAAUUCUACGUCGAAGAGACUGAUCCUCGCAUUUACAGCCAAGUGCAGGAAAUCCUACAAUCAGCCGGCCACAAGCCAGGCUGCUCUUGGAUUUGGACCUCAACCAUCAAGUCAGUGCACCGCAUUGAAAACUUGAGGCUUUGGCAGGCUUAUAAGUUGAGGCGGGAAGCUUUGCGGAAGGGGCUUGCAAGUCACAAUGUGAAUGUCACCCCUGCAGAUUUGGACCUGGACGUUUGUGGUGCAGGGGUCUUGACCAAGAACCAAUCAGUGUUUGACUGUGGUGAGCCGUUGGCCCUAGAUGUGGAUGAGAAGAUUCUCCUGCAUGGCACAAGUUGGGACAACGCAAACUCUAUAGUUCUGAAUGGCUUCGACCAUCGGACAUGCUAUCGUUGUAUGUAUGGCGAGGGGGUCUAUUUCGCAUCUGCCGCGUGCAAAUCCCAUCAAUACACAUGCAACUGUCGUACAGCUGGCUGUGGCUGCAAGAGAGAAAGAACUUUGAUUUUGGCCCGUGUGGCCCUAGGCGACAAGUACUACAGCCAGGAAACCCGGUACCAUCAGCGGAGGCCACCGGUGAGAGAUGGCACGUCCGGGGCGACAUAUGAUUCCAUUGUGGUCAAUCCCGGUCCGAUCAAGGGACAUCACAAUGCAGCCCAGCUGCAUCAGGAGUUUGUGAUUUGCCAGAUGGAACAGGCAUAUCCCAGCUAUGUGAUUCAAUACCAGUUGUGAGCUUUUCACAGACAGAGCCGGCCAAUGUUGUCAAUGCUACUUGCAACUCAUCUCGAUUCAAAA
Messenger RNA from Durusdinium trenchii, 3082 nucleotides. Lineage: Eukaryota; Dinophyceae; Suessiales; Symbiodiniaceae. The record is from the annotation of a GenBank genome assembly.